This is a messenger RNA of Rattus rattus (black rat), 2574 nucleotides long. It is a transcript of the gene Cavin4, whose product is annotated as caveolae associated protein 4. Gene Ontology annotation, cellular component: caveola; cytoplasm. The coding region runs from base 379 to 1446 and encodes 355 amino acids. The transcript has 2 exons. The record is from RefSeq and is a predicted model, not a curated record. Lineage: Eukaryota; Metazoa; Chordata; Mammalia; Rodentia; Muridae. Gene Ontology annotation, biological process: regulation of gene expression.
UCUCUUUCCUCUUACACAUGAUCUGAAGAGAAAAGCUUUAUUCAGUGUUUGGAGCUACAUGGCUUGUAGGCUUAGUAUGGGCAACAUAGUGGCUUCAGUGAAGCCUUCAGACAGCUCUCCCCUUCCACCCACACAGACCUAUUUGAGGUCCUUAGUCAGUCGGCAAGCAUGUUUGGAACCAGCCCCGGUGCUUUGCAAGGGCUCAUGUUGCAGGGCAGUCACGUAUGGGCACUUGUAGUUAUAAAUACUUGACCACUCUCCAGGGUGCGUUUUUCAACCCUUUAAAGCAGCUUCGUUGCCGGCUACCAAGCCGACUUUUGGCUCCGAGUGUAGGAGCCGAUCGCUGUAGGACAUCUUCUGCUGAGAAAAAAAAGUAAAAUGGAACACAAUGGAUCUGCUUCAAAUGCUGGUAAAAUCCACCAGAACCGAUUGUCAAGUGUGACUGAAGAUGAAGACCAAGACGCAGCUCUCACAAUUGUGACCGUGCUGGACAGGGUGGCCACCGUCGUGGACAGCGUGCAGGCAAGCCAGAAGAGAAUCGAGGAGAGACACAGAGAGAUGGGAAACGCCAUCAAGUCUGUCCAGAUAGACCUGCUGAAGCUCUCACAAUCACACAGCAACACGGGCUACGUUGUGAACAAGCUGUUUGAGAAGACCCGGAAAGUCAGCGCUCACAUUAAAGAUGUGAAGGCCCGGGUAGAGAAGCAACAGGUUCGAGUAACCAAAGUCGAAACCAAGCAAGAAGAAAUAAUGAAGAAGAACAAGUUCCGCGUGGUAAUCUUCCAGGAGGAUGUUCCCUGCCCUGCAUCCCUGUCUGUUGUUAAAGACAGAAGCCUGCCGGAGAAUGAGGAGGAAGCUGAGGAAGUCUUCGAUCCCCCGAUCGAUCUCUCGUCGGAUGAAGAAUACUAUGUUGAAGAAAGCAGAUCUGCCAGGCUGAGAAAGUCAGGCAAAGAGCACAUCGAUCAUAUUAAGAAGGCAUUUUCCAAAGAAAACAUGCAGAAGACGCGGCAGAAUUUUGAUAAGAAAGUGAGUGGAAUUAGAACCAGGAUAGUCACACCCGAGAGAAGAGAGAGGCUGAGGCAGUCGGGGGAGAGGCUGAGGCUGUCAGGGGAAAGAUUUAAGAAAUCGAUCUCAAAUGCCGCCCCCUCCAAGGAAGCUUUUAAGAUCCGGAGCCUUAGAAAACUGAAGGACCCCAAGGCGGAAGGCCAGGAGGUAGACAGGGGCAUGGGGGUGGACAUCAUCUCAGGUAGCCUGGCUCUGGGGCCCAUCCAUGAGUUCCACUCUGAUGAGUUCAGUGAAACAGAAAAGGAGGUGACCAAAGUAGGGUACAUUCCCCAAGAGGGAGGGGACCCCCCAACGCCUGAGCCUUUGAAGGUGACCUUUAAGCCUCAGGUGAGAGUAGAGGAUGACGAGUCACUGCUGUUGGAAUUAAAGCAGUCCUCAUAGAGGACUUGAGUGUGAGUAUCAGUCACUUCGAGUCAUGUGGUCGUAGUUUGAAGGGUAUAGUAAUUUAUAUUCAUGCACAGUGGGAAGGCAAAUGGUAUAAAAGCGUCAUUUCUUACCUUUAAAAUCCUAGAGAUGAUGGAAAUAUUAUAUACAAUUUUCUUAUAAUUUCCUUGGGAAUUCUAUUUCCCCUGAGAAUAUAUGACUCUGACAGCUUCCCCCUCAUCCCCCCUUAUGUCAGGUCUUGGCCAAUGAGAAAAUAGUCGGACAGCUCAGGUCACUUAGAUGCUUGGUCAUUUGUAACACGGGAACGACACAUCUGUGCCCAUUGGUCACCAACAAACUGUACAUUAGGGUCAGGAUUAACACUUCCAGUUUCAAAGGUUAGUAGCUAAUGUGUACAUUGUGUUAUCCGGAUGUUCACGUCUGGAGAUUCAUUAGUGAAUCAGUAGCCUUAUGAAGCUUCUGAAGUCCUUGUGUGAGGGAAAGGAAAUAGAAGUUUGGGGCCUGAACAUUUAGCUGUGGCAACGUAACUUUAUUGCUAGUGAGACACUUGGCUGGCUGCCCCUCGUUCUCAAUAGGAAAAGUGGUGAGGCUUCGCUGGUCCGGUACUUCUCGGAGGACUUGAGAUCUGAGGGGAUGUCACAGAGUGUGGGAGAACAAGACACACAACCAGCGGAGAAGCGUGAACCACGCUGGCCUUCCCUAAACCAGAACUGAACAGUUACAUCUAUGAAGAAGCCCUUGGCACAGGCUCUGAGGCCACCAGAGUUGAGCAGAAACUGAGUUUGUUCUUCACAAGUCUUCACUGCACGCAGAGUGAAAAAUGAACGCUUGGAUGGGUGCUUUCUCAUUGAAGGCUGAGACCAAACCUUGGGUUUUUAGCCGUGUCCUAACAUGUUCCUUGGAAGACCAGCUCCAUUUGCCCGUAGAUUUGGAUGUGGGGUAGACAAGUGCAGGUCUUGUUUGCCCAGCACGAGGUAGAAGUCUGGAACGCGGUUGUCAACUGGCUUUUCCACGGUCCGCCCUGGUGUGCCGCUGGGCACACAAACAACCCUCGACACUUCUGUUUUCCAGAGCGGACUGAGAACAGUGCCCAUAAGCUUUUGUCAGGGCCACGCGGAGGGCGUC